AUGCUCUUUCAAAAGACUCUCUCCUGCCUCGGCCUCUUGGCCAGCCUUGCUUCGGCCGCUCCAUCUCUUAGACGUCGACAAAGCCCGGGGGCCCUCAACGUCGUCUACUGGGGCCAGAAUGGCGGCGGCACUAUCGAGAACAACGAUCUUUCUGCGUACUGUACAGCAACCAGCGAUAUUGACGUAUUAGUACUGAGUUCCCUAUGGCAGUGGUCGAAUGGUGCCACGGCCAUGGGAGGCUCAUUCGGUCAAUCUUGUGGAGUUACCAGCUCAGGUCAACCCCAGAACUGCGACGCCUUAGUUUCUGCUAUAACGAAAUGCAAGAACGCUGGCGUAAAAAUUAUACUCAGUAUCGGAGGCGCAGCUGCCUAUUCUAGUUUCGCCUCGGCAGAUGAGGCCUCAGCAGCCGGUCAAUACGUAUGGAAUGCGUAUGGCGGCGGAAGCGGUGUCACUAGGCCUUUUGGUAACAACAUCGUGGAUGGCUUUGACCUGGAUCUUGAGCUAGCAAAUGGCAACCAAUACUUCAUCCCUUUCCUGAAUACGCUUCGAUCAAACUUUGCCAGUGAUCCCAGUCACAGUUACGUGAUCACAGGAGCACCAGUAACAAUGCCCCAUACCUUGAGUCUCCCUAGAAUUGCCAGUUGGGGCUCAUUUGCUAACAAGAACAACAGAGAACCUAAUAUGGGAAUAAUCAUUCAGGGCGUGAUCUUUGACUAUUUAUGGAUUCAGUUCUACAACAACAACAACUAUACAGUCCCCUGCAGCUUGGGUAUCAAUGGCGGAGCUCCUUUCAACUACAACAACUGGACAUCCUUUGUUGAGACUACUCCAUCUAAAAACGCAAAGCUCUUCGUUGGUGUACCCGCGAGCCCAUUGGGAGCCAACGGUGCACCGAGCGGUUCAAUCUAUUAUGCCACUCCACAGCAACUGGCUACGAUUGUCGCCGAAGUAAAGGGAAACUCAAACUUUGGCGGCAUCAUGAUGUGGUCCGCUGGAUUUUCCGAUGCUAACGUCAACAACGGCUGCACCUAUGCUCAAGAAGCUAAGAACAUCCUGUUGACUGGCUCUCCUUGCUCCUCCGGACCGGUUACUGCCUCGCUUCCACCAGUCCCAACUUCGACUUCGGCCUCCUCGCCACCAGGAAGCAGCUCCACUCCUCCCUCUGGCUCCGGCUCCGUUCCUCAAUGGGGACAAUGUGGUGGUAGUGGUUACACAGGACCAACUCAGUGUGUGUCGCCAUACAAAUGUGUGGCCACGAGUGAGUGGUGGUCUCAAUGUGAGUAA
Molecule: messenger RNA, 1284 nt
Organism: Trichoderma gamsii
Lineage: Eukaryota; Fungi; Ascomycota; Sordariomycetes; Hypocreales; Hypocreaceae
Product: glycosylhydrolase family 18-1
Exons: 8
Coding region: 1-1284 (427 amino acids)
Biological process (GO): carbohydrate metabolic process
Cellular component (GO): extracellular region
Molecular function (GO): cellulose binding; chitinase activity
Source: RefSeq, a predicted model, not a curated record